Linnemannia hyalina is the source of this 6492-nucleotide messenger RNA. The record is from the annotation of a GenBank genome assembly. NCBI's taxonomy places the organism in Eukaryota, Fungi, Mortierellomycota, Mortierellomycetes, Mortierellales, Mortierellaceae.
AUGACGACAGCAUCAGCUCGUGGCGGAGGCGGUGGUAGGGGUCGUGGUAAUCGCGGCGGCUAUGAUGGCGACCGUGGUGGUCGCGGAGGUCGUGGAGGUCGUGGAGGUCGUGGCAACUUUGGCGGCCACCAAACUGAAGGAGGUCGCGGGCGUGGUAGAGGCCUCACAGACGAAGACAAGGCUGCAAUGUCGACAAUCCGACCUAGGACGUUCCAAAUUUCGAGCGAGGGGACCGACGACAUCAUUGUAGCCAACCCAGAGGGCGUUGUGGUCCACCUCGCCAGUAUGAUUCUCAAGAAGCAAGAGGUUGUGGGGCACUGGUCACAGCGCCAGAUCCGUUUUUUUGUGAAUUCCUGUUUACUUAACCUUUCCAACCAUCACGGUGCCGAUACUUCGGGUGUUUUGCGAGACAUGGCCUCCGAUACGGGGCUGAACAGACUGAAGGAGAUUAUGCUGAAGCCGAUGUCGAUCGAUGCCGGGGAUGAGCGAUCCGUAAUGUCUUUCCAGUAUGUUAUCUUGCCGCUGAUCGGCGUAUUGACGAGGCAAAAGGUCUGCCAGACAACGAUGACGAGCGAGUCGGGUAUCAUCUACUCGACCGUCUACUUUCACCGCCGACAGUUCCUCGAGGACGGUGUUUUGCGCUGCAUGGAGAAUCUCCUGAAUCGAGGCUCCUUGGACGACCGCAGCGGGUCCGCGCAUGUCGUUCUCAGCGAUCCUGGCGUCUGCCGAGUGGAGUCUCUUCAGCGAGCCUUGAUCGCGAUAGUCCGCCUCGUGUAUCAGUUGGUCAAACGCAAACGAGAUGCCCAGAUCGAGAUGGCCGACAUGGUCCAGGACCUCCACGAGCUCGUCCUCCGAUGUACGACCCUCCCUGCCAACGGCAGUCAUGACACUUUCGAGAAUACAAACCUCACGCGAGAGAUGGACAGAUUGCAACAGGUCGUCAACGAUGCCCAAGACACCGUCAUCCGCCCUGUUGAGCCUUCUCCUAUGGCUGCCCAUGUUUCUUUGUCAGGAGGCAGACAUGUGAACUUGGUUCAGCUUCACCAUAACUACGAUCCUCCUGGGGAGUUGUCUGAGGAAGGUCCUCGCCACGACAACGACCACCUUGGAAUAUCGGAUAUCUCUGUGCUCCCCACCCAAAAGGAGAUCGUCUCCAAGCGUCAACCCUUCCUUCCCUCGAAUGACAUUGCAGAGGCUCCUCAUUUCCUGCCACCUGGCUGGCGCCGUCAAGUCGACAUCCACUUUCGAUUGUACCGCGAGGACAUGAUGGACUCUCUCCGUAAGGGCGUCGGCUCAUUUAUAUCUCUUCUCGAAAGUACCGACAAGAACAGCGACACCACCCUGUUGAAACAGAAGGAGCUCCGCAAGCAACUUGGCGACUCUGUCAGCCUGAACGUCUACGGAGACGUCCAGUUUGAGGGCAUGGACAACACCAAGCAACUCGCCGGCUCUAUUGUGAUGUCGUUUUCCCAGCCCCCGCAGAUUGUGGGUGAGCCGACCAAGCGCCGCAAGGAGUUUUGGGAACGAUCCCGUCGACGUUUGAUGCAAGGAGCCCUGGUGUGCAUUGCCAGUCGUGCGCCUUCGAAUUCUGCCGGCUUCCAUUCCGACCCUCAGAACUUUCGGAUGAUUCUUGGUAUUAUCACACACCGAGACGUCGACGUUCUGGCUAAGGAUCCUAAAGUGGGGCAGAUUCACAUCUCACUAUCUGAUCCCUUGUCGUAUUUGCUGAUGCUGGACUCGACCCGCCAAAACGCAGCUGCCGAGCAAUGGUUCCUCGUAGAGUCUACAGGGUCGUUCUUCGAGUCCUACCGACCCAUUCUCAAGGCCCUUCAGAUCUGUGUUCCUGCCACCAUGCCUUUCGGCAAGUAUAUCGCGCCCACCUCAGAGGAGAUGCUCCAGUUCGUUGCACAGAAGGGCACCAUUGAUCCUCCGCUUUACACACGCGCGCCCGAGUUCCGCUUCGACUUGUCGAUCCUUCUCGAGAACAAACGGCCUUGCUAUCUUGAGGCGGACAACAGUCAAUCUUUCGACAAGGCAAUCGAAAUGCUUCGAGCACAUAGCAUGCUCGACAACACUCAAGCUUCCGCCUUGGUCGAGACACUCUCCAGAGAGAUUGCUCUCAUCAAAGGACCUCCCGGUACGGGAAAGACCAAGAUUGGUAUCGACAUCAUGCGCGUUCUUCUGCACAACAAGGCUGCCAUGAACUGUGGCCCAAUCCUGUGCAUUUGUUACACCAACCAUGCGCUCGAUCAGUUCCUUGAGCACCUUCUCGACGAAGGAGUCACCAGCAUUGUCCGUGUCGGAGCCCGUUCCAAGUCUACUCGUUUGGAGGAUUGCAACCUCACGAGCCUUAUGCAAUCGCAAGAUAAGCCAUUUGAUGUUCGUAGAUCGCUUCGAGAGGCGUUCGAACUGUGGGACGAGGUCUCCAAGAAGAUUGGCGGGCUCGAGAAGGCCCUCAAGGACAAGAACUUGGACUGGGAAUUCGUUAGUCCACACCUGAUGAUGUCCAACCCAAAGCAGUGGCGGCAGCUCAUGCACCAUCCCGACAAGGACGAGAUCGAGGAGGAGGAGGAGGAGGGCUUUACCAGAGUGCGUCGUAACCAAGAUCAAUCCCCUUACCUGCGGUGGGCUACCUCAACUGACCUCAAGGAGAAGGACGAGUGGAACAGGCUGCAGGAAAAAGAGGAAGCGCGUCAGAAAAGCAAAAAGAAAAAGCGAGACUUGAACAGAUUCGAUGCUUUUAGAGAUGACAAGACUGGGGCAGAUAUUUUAUUGCCUAAAGUAUUCGUUCCCAGGACCAACCGGCCUCUUUCGGUACUCUUCAAUGGUGAUGUUUGGACCAUGUCCUCGGUGGAAAGGCGACGACUCAUUGAAGCUUGGAAACCCGAGGUCUUGGAGAUGAUGAUGGGUGAGAUGACGCAGCUUCUCCGGCAGGUGGAGGAGAUCUCUGUCAAGAAGAAUAAUGCCUUCGACGAGAUCCGACGUGGUAUUCUCACCAAGGCCACGGUUAUCGGUAUGACCACCAACGGUGCUGCCAAGCAUCAGACCUUGGUCGCUGCGGUCGCUCCCAAGAUCAUCAUCUGCGAGGAAGCCGGCGAGGUUCUUGAGGCACAUAUCCUGGCUGCUCUUUCUGCGUCGACCCAACACCUUAUCCUCAUCGGUGAUCACCUUCAGCUGCGACCUCAGAUCGAAACCUAUAGCCUUCAGUCCGAUUCACAAAUCGGCAAACAUCAUAACCUGGAUCGAUCCCUUUUCGAACGUCUCGUUACUUCCAGUACCAACCCGCUGCCAAUGUCCGAGCUCACCAUCCAGCGCCGAAUGCGACCCGAGAUCUCCAGCCUGAUCAGGAACACCCUCUACCCCGAUCUAGAGGACGGUGGAGAUGCGCUGAAACAUCCAGAUGUUGCUGGUAUGGGUGCGAACCUGUACUUUAUGGAUCACGCCCACCCAGAGGAUGCCAAGGAUCAGUACGGUAUGCAGUCGUUCUCUAACACCUUUGAAGUCAAGAUGGUUGAGGCUUUGGCUCAUUACCUGAUCAAGAACGGAUACGACCAGCCUGGUGACAUUGCAGUCUUGACUCCCUACCUCGGUCAACUUUCCAAGCUGAGAGACCAUCUCCGCCAAAGUUUCAUGCUGGUUAUUGACGACCGUGAUAUGGAGCAGCUGGAGGAGAAUGAGGCCGAAGGAGGCAUCGACACUGAAGCGGCUCAAGCGGCUCCUCAGAUCGGCGUCAAGAAUGUCAGUCUCCAGAACCAUCUUACUCUGCGCACCAUCGACAACUACCAGGGCGAAGAAGCGAAAGUGGUCAUCAUCUCUCUGGUCCGUAGCGAUGUGAGAACUAAGGAUUCCAACUCAUCGGGAUCGAUUGGUUUCCUCAAGUCUCCCAACCGCACCAACGUCCUGUUGUCUCGAGCUAAGCAUGGUAUGUACCUGAUCGGCAAGGCCAGCCUCAUGAACCGGAGCCAGAACGGAAUCUGGCCCACGGUCAUGGACGAGCUCGAAGAAUACGAUCGCAUUGGAGAAGGCCUUCCAAUUAUCUGCAAGAACCACCCGGAUACUCUCCGUUAUGUCGAUACUCCAGAGAAACUCAAGAUUAAUGCUCCUAAUGGCGGUUGUACCAUUGCAUGUGGCCGCAGCAUGCCUUGUGGACAUGUAUGCCCGCUUCACUGCCAUCCUGAUGACCCAGCCCAUUUGCUGGUCAAGUGCAGAGAGCCGUGCAAUCGACUUAUGCCUGGUUGUGGACACGUGUGCCCCAAGCAUUGUGGAGACAAGUGUGGGCUUUGCAUGGAGGUUGUCUCACCAAUGGCUUUGCCAUGCGGCCACAUCCUGGAGGAGCCUCGGUGCUGGCAGAAACGAGAUCCCUCCAAGAUCGUCUGUACCGUCAAGGUUCUCCGCAAGCUUCCACACUGUGAGCACGAACUGGUGAUGGAGUGCCGGAAGGACCCUCAGCAGGCAAAGUGCAACGCGAAGUGCGACAAGGAACUCGAAUGUGGCCAUAAGUGUAUCCGUUCCUGCUGCGCGUGCCAGGAGUUGUCGUCUCCUGAGGCCAAGAAGGUCGGAGCACUACCUACUACCAAGGAAAUCGAACGAACGCGCCAUGGAGUCUGUAAGAUCGAGUGCGGCCGUACUCAGUUCUGCGGCCAUAGCUGCAAGGCCUGGUGUCAUGGCAAGGAGCCCUGCCCACCCUGCAUACAAGACUGCGCGGUGAUGUGUGCACAUUCCAAAUGCCACCUCCCCUGCGAUACCCCAUGUGCCGCCUGCAGCGAGCGCUGUGUUUGGGAUUGUCCUCAUCAAGGCCAGUGUAAUAUGCCUUGCGGAGUUCCCUGUGACCGUCUUCCUUGCAACGUGCGCUGUGACAAGAACCUUCCCUGUGGUCAUCAAUGUCCUUCUUUGUGCUGUGAGGUCUGCCCCGAUGUUAAGUACUGUGUCGAGUGCAAGGAUCCUGAGACCAUGAACAUGUAUGUCGAUUUCCUUGAGGGGAAGACACUUGGCGAGGUGGAUGUCAACAAGGAUCCUCUGUUGGUUCCUACUUGUGGUCACGCCUUCACCAUGACAAACUUUGACGGAAUGAUGGAGAUGAGCGAGUACUACAAGGAGCGAUUCGAUCGUGUCACCGAAACGUCCACCUUUGUCGACAAAUUGAGCUUGCCCAGCGAACAGGUCUCUCAGAUUUGCUGCUCCUUGUGCCGCAAGCCCAUCUUGGAGUUCUUGCGGUAUGGUCGCCGCGUCAAGUACAGCCAGCUGUCGAUGCGAAACAAGAAGCACGUUCAAGUCCAGGCUGCCAGCAUCCAGAAAGCACAGGACGACUCCGAGGUGGCUCGGAUCCGCGUCGUAGAAGCCCACAACGAGUUUAUGACGGCGAUGGGCAAGUUCAAGGCCGAUCCGAAGGAGGAACCGCCCGCCAGGGAUUCCAAGACACUGGGGAGACCGCCGAACAUGGAUGAGGUAUUUCCUGGCAGCAACUAUGAGAGGAUCGCAGUGUAUGGGCUACCCAAGGAGCAGGAGAAGGCGUGGAAGAAGUUGGUAAAGCCUUUGAGCCUGAUGUUUAAGGCAUACAAGGAUAUCAACGAAAAGGCUAGCAACUCACCCAACAAGGUGCUCUUUGAGGCUGCCGUCUCGCACCUCUACCGCGUCAAGGCCCAGGAGAAUGCCCUUAUUGACGCUGCAGGUGGAGUCGCGGAUGAAUCCACGAUGGACGAGAUGAUCCAGACCUGCAUUCUUGAGUGCGGUCUCCAGGCGGACGGCAAUGGUGGAUCUUCGUUUGUGGAAUCCUUACAGGAACGAACAAACAUCUUGCUGUUGGUCCUGGUUGAAGCAGUGGCGGCAUUGGAAAAGGCAGGACCGUCGUCAGGCUGGUUCUGGUUCGUCGAGGAUCUGAUCCAGUGCGCAAUGGAACAUGUCAACAUGACACAGAACGCUGCCAUCAAGGGCAUCUUUUCUCGACACGUCACCUAUGCUGGCCUCACCCGUAUGACGCUUCUCUGCCACUGUGUCCAGCAUAUCGGUCGCAAGUCGCUUCCGCGGGACCCCGUCGGUCAAGCAGACCGUCGCCGCACUGUGAACGAACUGGAGGUGUUGUUUGCCCAGCAGAUGGUAGAGAUUUCCAACUCUCCGCUUGGAAUCAGGGCGGAAAGCGAGAAUAACGCUAAGAUCCUGAAGAAGCGCAUGGACACGGCCUGCGCGGUUGCCAGGGGUGAAGGAGCAAUCUCUAAGGAGGAAAAGAUGGAAAUCUUCCGUGCGAUCAGUGAGAACAUGCGCGGGUCCGGACAUUGGUACCAGUGUCCCAACGGUCAUCCCAAUGUGGUAUGGCCAUGGAGCAAGCUCGUUGCCCCGAGUGUGGAGCCUCAAUUGGCGGCGGCAGCCAUGCACUUCUUCAAUCCAACAGACGGGACACUGAAAUGGAAGGGCUGUAUCAUACAAGACGAUAGAGAGUUUGUCGUUGCUGUCUUGCGAUGGAUGGUGGUGGGCUCGCUGAACGAUGAAGAGUUCUAA